GGUGACCACGUGUUCCUGCAGCAUGAGCAGCCUGGAUCCCAACAGUCAGAGGAGCAGAGGAUCCUUCAGCAGAUGUCUGCGGAAAUGGUGGAGGUCUCAGUGAAGGCAGCAGAGCCGCUCCGGGCCGCCGGCAGCCUGCAGCAGAACCGCCUCUUCCUGGACUUCUUCUGGGACCUGGCGAGACCCGACCAGGAGGUCCGACUGAAGGCGGUGGAGAACCUGGUCCAGUACCUGAAGACCCAAAACAAGGAAGAUGAGCUGGAAUACACCUUUAAAAGACUCGUGGAUGGACUCGGUCACACUCGGGAGACGGCCAGACCCGGAUUCAGCCUCGCUCUGGGGCAGGUCCUGAGUGCCUUUGAGGAUGUCUCCCUGCAGAGCGUCCUGGACAGAAUCAAAGAAAAGCACAGCCUACAGGCCGUGAAAAAGAAACUUGCCCGAAAUGCAAUGUUUGGAAACUUGUUUGGCGUCCUCGCCCUUCAUCAGUCCGGACGCCUCUCUAAGGAGCCACCGGUGGUUUUGGGAUGCGUGAAGCUCCUGCAGAGUCUCAGUCAACACAAGCAGCAUCUGAAGGACCUUCCCAACAAGACCAUGACGGACAUCCUCAGUGAGAUCCCAGAGGAGGUGUUUGAGGAGGUCCUGCUCAGCGCUCUUCAAACUGACCUGGCGUCAGCCUUCAGGACUCCAGAGCAGCUGCAGCUGCUGCUGGUCGCUCUGCAACGCUUCCCUCAAACCCUCAAACCCAAGAAACUGAAGAACCUGCUGGGCUCGUCCACCAUCAUCAACGCCGACAACAUCCCCAGGUUGACAGAGGUGCUGAAGAUGGCAGCUCAGUCGGUGAAGAAGGAACGCGUCCUCCCAGCGGUGGUCCUGGACCUCCUCAAGCUCUCUCUGAAGGAAGACAGCUUCCAGCUCUUCUGGAAUAAAGCCAUAGUGGACGGCAUGUUGAAGGAGCAGCAGGGGCCGACGCAUUUCCUGAGUUUCCGUCUGCUGGGCGCCGCUCUGCCGCUGCUGUCUUUGUCUCAGCUGAAGGAGGUUCUAUCUGGAGAGGUGAUGAUGCUCUACGGAGAACAUGUGGUCACCGCUCAGAAACCCGACCGUUUCAAGCUGGCUCCAGAGAUGGACGACUAUGUGUCGAGCUUCCUGCAGGGCUGUCAGGACUCGGACAGACAGCUGGCGGUGAUGCUGGGCUUCUCCUCGCUGACCAACCAGGGCUACCCAGUGGUGCCGUCGGUGUGGAGGGUGGUGCAGCACCUGCAGCCUGAGGCGCUGCUCGGCUACGUGGACUGGCUGAAGAACAUGUUCCUGCAGCCUCAGAUGGACCGACUGCUGGACUUCAGCACUCGCAAGCAGAAGAGCAACCAGGAGGGGAAGGAGCAGGAGAACUGGGUUUUCCGCCUGAGGAAGUGGAUCGUUGCUCGGCUCUCCUCCAUCAUCGACAACCACCAGGUGAAGAAGCAGGAGGAGCUGAUCAUGGAUGUGGCCCGGUUUGUCUUCUUCCACGCUUUCUUCAGCACCAAAAAGGCUUCAGCUGACAUCGCAGAGACGAAAGAGAAGCUUUCUGUCCCACUGGAUGAAAGAACCAGAGGAGUACUCGUCAAUUCUUUCUUUGGACUCCUCAUGUCGAUGCACCACCUGCCGCUCUCUGACGACUCGGCUGAAGGUGCAGCUGUGAACCAGAAGCGAGUGCUGGGUGUCACGGCUGACGGCAACAUGUGGAUCUACCACCUGGUCCAGUACGCUGACGUCCUGCUAAACCAGCCGAAGCACGUCCAGAACAGCCGUCCCUUCAGCCCCGAGCAGAGACAGGCCUGGGACAGCAUGUUGGAGUCUGUAGCAAACCUGAAGAAGAAAGCAAAGAAAGGCCCGUCAGCAGAGAGCAGUGCUUUCCAGCAGCUCUUCCUGCUGGUAGGAAUGCACCUGUUCAAGGCGCCUGAAGAGUUGCUGGACAUCAUGAAAGACCUACAGAGCUGUAUGGACAAAGCUCAGGAGAAGAAGGCCAAGAAGAAGAAGAAAAAGCAAGCCAGCGAGCAGCAGGAGGAGGUGGAGCCGGAGUGGGUGGAGGUGAUGGUGGACAUCUUGUUGUCUCUACUGUCACAACAGAGUCGACACAUCAGGCAGGUCUGCAAAACCGUCUUCUCCUCCAUCUGCCCCCACGUCACUGCAGCCGCCCUCACCGCCGUCCUGGACGUUUUGGACCCGGACAGGGAUGAUGAGGAGGACAGCGCUGUGGUCGUCACUGAUGACACAAACAAACCACAGAAGAAGAAGCCAAAGGACGGAGAUGAAGAUGAGGAGAUGGAGGAGUCCGACGACUCCGAAGACUCUGAUGAGGAAGCAGAAGAUGAAGCCAUGGAGGAGGAGAAGGACGACGAUGAAGAGGAGGAGAUGGAAAACGAAGAAGUGGAUCAGAACUUUCGUCUGGAGCUGAUGAAGGUUCUCCAGCAGCAGAACGCUCUGGCCACAGAGGAGGACGGCAGCAGCGACGAGGACAUGGAUGAUGACGCCAUGAUGGAGCUGGACAAGAGUCUGUCGGCGCUGUUCUCAGAGCAGAAGAAGAAGACUCAGGCCAAGAAGGAUGAGAAGGCCAAGCUCCAGAAGGAGAGGACGCUGGUCCGAGAGUUUAAGAUCAAGGUGUUGGACCUGGUCGAGGUGUUCGUGGCUCGGCAGGCCGGCAGCCCUCUGGUGCUCGGCCUGGUGGAGCCUCUGCUGACCAUCAUCGACCGAGGGAUGAGCUCCAACAGUGAGCAGCAGGAGCAGGACUUCCUCCGCAGAGCUGCAGAUAUCUUCAGGAAUCAGCUGUGCAGGUCUAAAGUUUACUGCAGGACCGCCGGUGACAGACAGGGGGAGCUCCAUGACCUGCUGGACAAACUGAUGACUAAAGCCCAGAAGCUGUCCGACUCCUCCGUCUGCCUCUACUACUUCAGUGCGUCUCUUUACGUGGUCAAAGUGCUGAGAGGAGCUCCUCCCGCUGAGACCACAGACGAGCCGGCAGCAGGAAGAGCUGCAGCGACCGACGUUGAGUUCAUGGGGAAUGUGGACGUAGAUCGAGUCUCCACCGUCUUCAGAGACGCUCUGAGCUCCUUCAUGAGUCGGAGGAAGAGUCCACUGACCGCCCAGAUGUUCACCGACUUGUUCUCCAGAUUCCCUGUUUUAUGUGUGAAGCUUUUGGACACAGCAGUGCAGAACAUCACAUCUGGGGUCAGAGAUCAUCAGCAGGGUCAGGCGUGUGUGCUGGUGUUGCGGGCGAUGCAGAGCCGGGAGGUCCAGCAGCUGCUUCAUGGAGCUCCGUGGAUGAAGCUCUGUGGGAACGUCAUGGAUCAGCUGGCAGCGAGUCUCCAGAAUGUCGGCCAGGCUGAGAGCAAAGUGGUGAAGGAGAAGGUGGUGAAAGUCCUGGAGCUCUGUCAGUUCGUGGUGAAGCAGGUUCACCAUCAGAAGCUGUCCGUGGACAUGGAUCCUCUCCAGAACGUCCUGCAGCCGCUGACCAGCAGCAUCGCCUUCAAGAAGACCGGCAAGCUGGAGGACACCUACUGGGCCGUGAUGAAACACUUCGGAGUCACGAAACCCAAAGUUGAAAAGACGAAACCUGACGGAGACGCCGACCAACAGGAAGCUCCCAAGAAGAAGAAAGGUUUUCUGCCUGAAACGAAGAAACGCAAGAAGCGUAAUAAACCCGUCCUGGAGCCGGCAGGAGACAAGUCGACCUCCACAAACAAGCCGGGGGCAGACAAAGGACAAGCCAAAAAGAAACACGACCAGAAAGCUAAACAGAAGCGACCGGCCGACGGAGAGACGGCUUCACAGCUGAACCCAUCAAAGAAGAGCAAAACACAGCCUGAGAACCAACCAGCCAAGAAGAAGAAGAAGAAGAAGAAACCCAAACAGAAGAAAGAGUGAAGUUAUUUAAACGGACACAGAGAGGCUUUUUCUAAUUCCCUUUUAAACCGGCUGUUUCUGUCUUUUGUCUGCCGUUUCAGUUCUGAUGAUGUUUUGAUAUAUUUCUUUAUUGAAAACCUCUGAUGUGUGGGAGGUGAAUUCAGACUGAUUAUUUUUCUAAUGUGUGACUGCUGUUGAUUAGAAAAUGUCUCCAAGCUUAAAUGUAUUUCUCUUCCUGGAAAUCCAUCAGCUCUGAAAAUAAACGAAUGAGAAAAAUGCUGCA
This is a messenger RNA of Amphiprion ocellaris (clown anemonefish), 4159 nucleotides long. It is a transcript of the gene mybbp1a, whose product is annotated as MYB binding protein (P160) 1a. Gene Ontology annotation, cellular component: nucleolus. The record is from RefSeq and is a predicted model, not a curated record. The transcript is spliced from 27 exons. Gene Ontology annotation, molecular function: sequence-specific DNA binding; RNA binding; transcription factor binding. Lineage: Eukaryota; Metazoa; Chordata; Actinopteri; Pomacentridae. Gene Ontology annotation, biological process: regulation of DNA-templated transcription. Bases 73 to 3897 code for a protein of 1274 amino acids.